This is a messenger RNA of Camelina sativa (false flax), 2246 nucleotides long. RefSeq lists its product as uncharacterized. Gene Ontology annotation, cellular component: Las1 complex; preribosome, large subunit precursor. Gene Ontology annotation, biological process: maturation of LSU-rRNA; maturation of 5.8S rRNA. Gene Ontology annotation, molecular function: endonuclease activity. Lineage: Eukaryota; Viridiplantae; Streptophyta; Magnoliopsida; Brassicales; Brassicaceae. The record is from RefSeq and is a predicted model, not a curated record.
AAACCCUAGUAACGCCAUUAGAGAGGGUUUAGUUGAAAGUGUUCCGUUUCUGUUUGCCAAGAUUUGUUUGGUGGAGCCCUAAAAAGCUUUGGAGCAGACUCUUCUUCAAUGGAGGCGCUAGCGGGAAUUGAAGCAGACAUCGAAUCGUAUUUCGGCGAGCAGGAUCAACAGAAAUCGUCAUCGGACGGCUGCAAACAGGUCCCGUGGCUGAGUUGGGAAGAGUGGGACUCAGUGAGAGAGUCUCUCUUCUCUUCUUCUCCUGAUAGAAUCGCUUCUGCUUUGGAAAGGGUUACAACAUGGCGAAGCAGAGGAUCUCUUCCAGCGCCUGUGGAUGUUACUUGUUCCCUCAUUGAGAUUCAACUCAAAGAUGGCUUUAUUCCGAGAGAGACACAAUCAGCAGAUGCAUUGUAUUCAGAGCAUUUACUACAGAUGCUAUACUGUAUGGGAAUACUCAGGCUUGUGAACUGUGUCAUAGAAAAGACAAGGAGGAGAGAAGAUGUUUCAAUUGCUGAUGCAGCUAGAGCAAUUGGUAUCCCACGUAAAUUAAUCGAUAUUCGUCAUGAGGGCUCUCACCGUGAGCUCCCUGCACUCUCGGUGCUUCGGGAUGCUGCAGAUGAGGCACUGGAAUGGUUAAAAUCAUAUUAUUGGGAGCCUCAGAAGUACCAGAUUCCCUUAAAGAGAGAUGGAACAGCUAGCAUCAGAAGAGAAGUCAAAUCCAAACUCAGGAAACUUGCUUUGUCCUUGCAGCUUAAAAAGAGUCCUCAAUUUGACUCCCCUUUGGUCAAAGAAAAAUGUUCUAAUAAAAGGAUAAGGAAGAUAGUAAGCAGCCUUGUUGAGUUAUACCCUUCUUUCUCCGCAGAAAUUUCAUCUGUGCUCCUUGAAUUCUUACUCAAAGCCUUGGAUUCUUCCAAAUCGACAGAAUUUCAGAAUCAGCCUGGCCAAGAUUUCAGGGUCUUUCUAGAUGAAUGGAAACCUGUAAUCAUGGAGUUCUCAAAUAGAGAACCUGAGUUACUUUUGACUCUACUCAAGGCAGUCCUUGAUAUGAUCCAAAAUAAUGAACGGAGAAGAUAUGAAACCGAAAAGUCAGUGGAAGAGGUUUCUCAAGUUGAGCAGGUCCCUUUCUUGUUUGCAUGGCUUGUGAGUCUUCUCAAUGGGUCAAAGCAUUUCCAGAGAAACAGUUCUUUAGAAGUGAAACCUCCAAGCACUUUCCUUAUGGAACUUAUUCGUAGAUGUCUUCUCUUGGGAGCCUUAGGAUACAAACUGGUAUUUAAAUCAGCAUUUCUACUCGCAGAGAUUGUGGGAGGCCGUGUCUUAAAGGAGAAGCUCAGUAAACUCCCUCUCAUGCAUGAAAGCUCUGCAAGUGUUCUAUUGGAACAGAGUUCUACGCUUGUAACAGCCCCUACAACGCUCCUUGAGCGAGAGAAGAAUCUCGAUAAUGCAGGCAAGCGACUUGAGUUUGUCAAACUUCAACUCUCAAAGAAGAAAGGUAUUGACACAGACAAAACCACUAACAGAUGGAGAAAGGCGAAAACAUGGAGCCCUUGUCCGAUUGGUAUGUUGCCUCGGAUCAUUGGAUCUUCUGGACGUUUACCUCUUCUGGACUGUCAGAACGCUCAGAGCAUCUCAAAACAAGCACAAGGUAACAACAAUGCUAAGAGAGGAGCUGAGUGCAAUAGGCAGCAAUUGGAGAACUCGCCAUUUAAGCGAGCAAAGACGGGUGCAGAAGAUUCUGAAUCAAAUGAUGUGACCCCAUUAGAAACAUAUAUGGAAGAGGCUGAGAUGGAUAUUGAACAUGCAUAUGACAACACUGAAACUGAAGCUGACGAGAAUCUGAUGUGGAAUGAUGAAGAGGAAAGCAGAAGCUGCCUUAUGAUAGAUGGUGAAUGGAAAAGAGUAAAUGAUGGAGUGCUAGUGGGGAUGGCUUCCAGCGUUACAGUUUGUGUUUGAGAUCUCUGCAAAUGUUACAAUUAAAGCGACAUCUUUUUGAGAAAAUAGUUCUGAUAUUUGAUCAUUUUUUUUUUAAGGUAGAGCAUGUGACACAACGUCAAUAGUGCCAUACAGAUAUUGAAACACUUAAGUAACAAAUUAAGGAACAAUUUAUUAUACAUGAAUAUUGAAUAGUGAACAUUGUCGGUAGUAGUAUUGCUUUUAUAGACAGAGAAGAGAUGGGAGAAAACACCCCUAAGACCAAAAUGUUACAAAUCUGACACCAAAUCAAUUACGAUACUAAUUCAAUUCUUCUUCUU